Penicillium canescens is the source of this 2147-nucleotide messenger RNA. Its product is annotated as type I HSP40 co-chaperone YDJ1. The transcript has 4 exons. The record is from RefSeq and is a predicted model, not a curated record. Gene Ontology annotation, molecular function: Hsp70 protein binding; ATP binding. The coding region runs from base 293 to 1615 and encodes 440 amino acids. Gene Ontology annotation, cellular component: cytosol; cytoplasm; nucleus. NCBI's taxonomy places the organism in Eukaryota, Fungi, Ascomycota, Eurotiomycetes, Eurotiales, Aspergillaceae. Gene Ontology annotation, biological process: protein refolding; response to heat.
CUUUCAAGAAAUUGAGAAAAUCAAAUCCAAAGCCUGGGUUGCCCUGGUAAUUUAUACGAGCCCCAUACAGCCCAUACAGUGCCUGGCAAAAAAGUUACUAAGCCUUUUUUUGGCUUCGAUUAUUGUUGCAGAUAACCAUCUCUUCUCCCCCUCCAUCCACCAGUUGUUGUCCUUCUGGUUCUAAGACUGUCAAGUUUUUGACCUUUGUGCCUCUCUAUUUCUCACCGGGAUUCCAUCGGAUCGUCCCUCAUUCCUUCUUUUUGACACUUUCCAUUCCCCCGCACAUUUCACAAUGGUCAAGGAAACGAAGUUCUAUGACCUCUUGGGCGUUGCCCCCGGGUGUAGCGAGGCUCAGCUGAAGACUGCCUACAAGAAGGGUGCUCUCCGGUACCACCCUGACAAGAAUGCCGACAACCCCGAGGCUGCAGAGAAGUUCAAGGAACUGUCGGCCGCUUACGAGUGUCUCUCCGACCCCGAGAAGCGUCAACUGUACGACCAGCUUGGUGAGGAGGGUCUGGAGCACGGUGGUGCCGGCGGUGGCAUGAACGCCGAGGACCUUUUCUCGCAAUUCUUCGGCGGCGGCGGUGGCGGUCCCUUCGGUGGAAUGUUCGGUGGUGGUGGUAUGCGCGACCCCGGUCCCAAGAAGGCCCGCACAAUCCACCACGUGCACAAGGUCAACCUGGAGGACAUCUACAAGGGCAAGGUAUCCAAGCUUGCUCUCCAGAAGUCCGUCAUCUGUGGUGGCUGUGAUGGCCGCGGCGGUAAGGAGGGUGCCGUCAAGGAGUGCACAGGCUGCAACGGUAGCGGUAUGAAGACCAUGAUGCGCCAGAUGGGUCCCAUGAUCCAGCGCUUCCAGACUGUCUGCCCUGACUGUAACGGUGAGGGUGAGAUCGUCAAGGAUAAGGACCGCUGCAAGAAGUGCAAUGGCAAGAAGACCGUUGUUGAGCGCAAGGUGCUCCACGUCCACGUCGACAAGGGUGUGCGCGAUGGCCACAAGAUCGAGUUCCGCGGUGAGGGUGACCAGAUGCCCGGUGUCAUGCCUGGUGAUGUCGUCUUCGAGAUUGAGCAGAAGCCCCACCCCCGCUUCCAGCGCAAGAAUGACGACCUGUUCUACCAGGCUGAGAUUGAUCUGCUUACCGCUCUUGCUGGCGGUGCCAUCCACAUCGAGCACCUCGAUGACCGGUGGAUGACCGUGAACAUUGCCCCUGGUGAAGUUAUCACUCCUGAUGCCAUCAAGGUCAUCCCCGGCCAGGGUAUGCCCUCGUUCCGCCACCACGACCACGGCAACCUGUACAUCAAGUUCGAUGUCAAGUUCCCCCAGAAGGACCAGCUCCAGAACUUGGACCUCCUGGAGAAGGUCCUCCCCCUCGUCUCGAGCAGACCCAGCCCCCAGCUGACGCCAUGGUCGAGGACUUUGAGCUGGAGAGUAUCGAGAGCAGCGAAGGCGAGAAGGCCCGCGCCCACGGUGCCGCCGGCGCCGGCAUGGAGGAUGACGAUGACGACGUGCCCGGCGGUGCCGAGCGUGUGCAGUGCGCUUCGCAGUAAAAGAAUUUCGAAGACCGUUCCAUACCGUUUCGAUCGAGAGAUGUCCACCCGUGACGAACUUCGCUUAUGAUACCAAUGUGAAGCGGGCACUCCCCUCCUCUGAACCGGAACAUCUUUCGUGUUUGUCUUUGUGCUUUGCAAAUGGCGUUCUCUCUGAAGACCCCGGAAGAUAUCAGUGAUUUUCCUUCUCUUCUCGGUUCUCUUAUUCUCAAUUCCCUGUAAUCUCUUUAUUUUCCCUGUCCUCCCAAUCUGCGCUUCUUUGCAUACUCUUUUCACCUUGCUUUUCUUCCCUUACCUUUCCUUGCUUAUUUUGUCUUUGGGAACCCGGGGGUUUGUGGCGGAUCUGAUCUUGCACUGUGAGGGGAAUUCGGAAAGAGUGAUGAAGCUGAAGAUGGAGAAUGAGACCACGACGGCCCAGGUGUUUGGCAGAGGGAUUCAACGAUCUGGUUUUUCUUUGAUUCGACCCUGGGAUGGGAUUGUGGCAUGAUCAUGAUGGAUUCGUUUUUUACUUUUCUCUUCCUUUUUUUGUUUCUAGCAUGCACUCUGAUGACCCUUGAAUAGACAUUGCGUGGUUUUUCGUUCCAAUGAAUCAUUCAUCCGUA